This is a messenger RNA of Pezoporus occidentalis (night parrot), 3077 nucleotides long. RefSeq names its product ELOVL fatty acid elongase 6 (gene ELOVL6). The coding region runs from base 224 to 1021 and encodes 265 amino acids. Gene Ontology annotation, cellular component: endoplasmic reticulum; endoplasmic reticulum membrane. Gene Ontology annotation, biological process: very long-chain fatty acid biosynthetic process; fatty acid elongation, polyunsaturated fatty acid; sphingolipid biosynthetic process. The record is from RefSeq and is a predicted model, not a curated record. Gene Ontology annotation, molecular function: fatty acid elongase activity. The transcript has 4 exons. Lineage: Eukaryota; Metazoa; Chordata; Aves; Psittaciformes; Psittacidae.
CCCCGGGCGCUGCGCGGCGGCCGCAGAAGAGGAGGAGACCGGCGGGCCCGGGAGGAGAGGCGCGGAGGGGAGCGGAGCUAUGUUAAACCCGGGAUACCGCUGAGGCGGGGCGGGCCAGGCCACAGGCGGGGGCUCUCCGGCAUCGGGCGCGCAGGGGCCCGGCUCCCGAGGCGGCGGCAGGCAGCAUUUCGGCGCGGAGAGCGGCUCCGCAGCCACCGAGCCAAUGAACAUGUCAGUGUUGACUUUGCAGGAAUACGAAUUCGAGAAGCAGUUCAACGAGCAUGCGGCCAUCCAGUGGAUGCAGGAGAACUGGAAGAAAUCAUUCCUAUUUUCAGCUCUGUAUGCUGCCUUUAUAUUUGGUGGUCGGCACCUAAUGAACAAACGAGCAAAAUUUGAACUGAGGAAGCCAUUAGUGCUCUGGUCCCUGAGCCUUGCCGUCUUCAGUAUAUUCGGUGCUGUUCGAACUGGUGCUUAUAUGCUGUACAUUUUGAUGACCAAAGGCCUGAAGCAGUCAGUGUGUGAUCAGAGUUUUUACAUUGGACCUGUCAGCAAAUUCUGGGCAUAUGCGUUUGUGCUAAGCAAAGCACCCGAACUGGGUGACACAAUAUUCAUUAUUCUUAGGAAACAGAAGCUCAUCUUCUUACACUGGUACCAUCACAUUACUGUGUUACUUUAUUCUUGGUAUUCCUACAAGGACAUGGUGGCUGGCGGUGGCUGGUUCAUGACCAUGAACUAUGGAGUACACGCUGUUAUGUACUCUUACUAUGCCUUGCGGGCUGCUGGCUUCAGAGUUUCACGCAAGUUUGCCAUGUUCAUCACCUUGUCGCAGAUCACUCAGAUGUUGAUCGGUUGCGUGAUCAAUUACCUGGUCUUCUUCUGGAUGCAGCAUGGCCAGUGCCAUUCCCACGUGCAGAACAUCAUCUUGUCCUCUCUCAUGUACCUCAGCUACUUUGUGCUCUUCUGCCAUUUUUUCUUUGAGGCCUAUAUUGGCAAAACCAGAAAAGAAAGGAAGGUUGACUAGUGGUAGAAACGAGAAGCCAUAGCUCAGGGUCAUCAAGAAAAACAAAAUUAUAAGAAAAGAAAAUGGCACAAGGAAACACAUAUAUGUAUGGUGCAGCUAAAUCUUGGCAGCUUAGGGAAAGUUAGCUUGGUUUAACCCAGUAAGUUUAUGAUCCUAUCAUGGUGAGAACUCACUGAAUUCUACUCUAUCUCAAAGGACUGCUGGUGAAAGACAACUUCCUUCUUGUACCUGCCUGCUCUAGAAAAGAAAGGAGAAAAGAAAGAAGAAUAAAAAAAAAAAAAAAAAAGAAAAGAAAAGAAAAAAGGGAAGAAAAGAAAGAAGAGAAAAGAAAUGAGGGGAAAAAGGUUACAUUAAAUAAGCAUUGUGUUUCCCCAGGGUGGAGGAAAGACUUACUUAAAAGAAAGUUUCUAAAUCCUUUCUAAUAUUUUUUCAGCAUUAAACUUGAACAAAGCAAAGCAGAGAGGUUACAAAAAGAAAAACAAAUCUGCCUGUGAUAACAGCGCAAUUGCAGAAUUAAAAUAUUUUCCAUAUAGGGUUGAUACCUUUAGCCAAAAUGAAACCCAAAAGGUUGUUUUCUGCAUGGAAGGUGGCUGAAAUCCACACUGUGGUCAUGUAUGGAAAAGAGAAGAGAUUGAUUUCUCCACUAUGUACUCUGCCAGGGGAGCAGAUCUGGCAUGCAGAGUUGCCUCCCUCAGAAGGCAGAAAGGAGCAGUACAAGAGUUUAAUGUGAAAAGAUGCACUGUUGCAAUACGUAUCUCAGAGAGUGCAUUUUCCAAGUGCAUUUUUCACUUAAAAGCAAGGAGUUUUUACAGCAGGAUAAGUCAUAGAGGGUUAAAUCAACCAAUAUUUGCUAAAUUACCAGGGGCUAAUGGCAGAGGGAUGUUCAGGAAGGAGAGGGAGGCAACUGUCCUCGUGAUUUUUAGAAAUUACCUGUUAAUUUCCAUUUAACCCACAGCAACACUGAAUUAAAUGAGGGAAAUCAGAAGAAAUCCUAGUUAGCGGGAAGAGAGUGAUGUAUCUGCCCACUGUUUUCAGAACAAUGCCCCGUGGUACAAUACGGAUUCUGUAUUUUUGUGGACACAAGGAUACCUGCCUGGGUGGGAAGAGGCGUCAGGACUGUGCGACAUUGGGAAACACUGUGCUUCUGCAUCUGCCUCCUGGGCAGUGCAAAGAUGUUCAAAGUGCCCUCCUCUGGUCAUGUGGAGAUACUACUACAAAACAUACUUGGAAUAGGGUUUUCUUGAGAUUUGUGUAGAGAAAAAAAUAGUCUAAACAGAGUAAUUUUGCUGCAACAGCUUAACUCUAAAGUCCAGAGAGAAUUACCCUUUGUUAAGUACAUCUCUCUGUAGAAUCUGUACUAUAACAUCAGACUGACCACUUUAGAAGAUGCUCUUUCUUCUCUGAAGUCGGCUACAGAUGUAAAGAGAAAUGUAUUUCACUCUGAACCUUAGAGAGUUAGUUGAGAACAGCCAUAUUUUCUGUCAAAGACAAGUAGAUUGCAUUAUCUGUGAGAUUCCAGUCCUUAAAAAGCCAAAUAAAAUGUGUAAAAGUUCCUAGUAUUUCAAAGACACAAGUAUGUAAACUUGAUGUUAAAUGUGUUAAUGUAGUAUUCUAAAUUGUAUCAGUUAGGUAGUUUAACUAAACAAUUAGAAGAACUAGAUCAACAAAAUAGGGACUGCUGUUCUGCAUAGAAUAUACACACACCUAUAACUACACCCAUAUACACAUUCUGUGAAUUUUCAACAAGAAAAAAAAGCCCAGUGGCAGAGAAUCACAUUUCCUGGCUAAUGCAAAAGAUUGUCAUUAUCUUUCUUGCUUUAAUUUGAGAUUGUACAGUACAAAGAUUUUUUUUUUUAUUAUGAUUUUUAGCUUUAAUUGUGCUGUCAUUCAUGAAACAGAGCUGCUUAUUAUCCUGUUAUGAAAUGACAAGGGCUUUUGGUGUCUCAUUCUAUACAAAAGAAAAACAAAUAAAGCUACAUUCCAUGUUAUGUGAAUGGUCUAACAAAUCAAAAAGCCUUUGCAGGCUAAAAUCAUAACUGUAACAAGCAGAAGAUGA